Molecule: messenger RNA, 216 nt
Organism: Clunio marinus
Lineage: Eukaryota; Metazoa; Arthropoda; Insecta; Diptera; Chironomidae
Source: the annotation of a GenBank genome assembly
AUGAGUCAGAUCAGUGACGACGUAAAAACCUUGAGAAUGAAAGCAGCCAGCAAAGACAUAAGAAACAUGUGGGUUGAAAGAGAUUUACUUGAGAAAGUGGCAGAAAUUUUUACUACUGAGUUACGAGUUACGACGACAUUACACUUCGUCAAAGCUUUUAAAGAUGUAAUAACAAAAUUUUAUAUUUUGUUAAUUGAAGUUGAAAUUACAGUUUAA